AUGAAACAGAUGUCUGAUAAACGUUUAUCAAUUAGUUCAUCAUUUUUAAUUGACAAUAUUCUCUCAUCGUCUAAUUCAAAAUCAGUAUCUGUUGUUACUUCACUAUCAUUAGCCAAACAUCACCAUUCAAUAAGUGCAUUUCAUUUAUGCCCAAAUAAAGAAAAUAUGAUUUUAUCUCAACUUCAACCUAUUUCAUCCUCAACACCGAAAAAAGUAUCAACUCCAAUAGUACCACCUAAAAGACAUUUUGGUCUUCAAAUACAGAAUCAAAAUAUAUCAUCUCCUAUUUUUCAAACACAAGUACAACAGCAAUCAUCAUUUGUACAUCUGUCAUGUACACAACAGAAUGAAAACAAUUUACUCAUGAAACAACCUCGUAAAGAACGUCGUAUGUGGACAUGUGAUCGAUGUGGUAAAUCAUUUGAUCGUCCAUCAUUGUUAACUAGACAUAUACGAACACAUACCGGUGAAAAACCUCAUGCAUGUGAUGUAUGUGAUAAAGCAUUUUCAACAUCAAGUUCAUUGAAUACUCAUCGUCGUAUACAUAGUGGUGAGAAACCACACAUUUGUGAUACAUGUGGUAAAUGUUUUACAGCCAGUAGUAAUUUAUAUUAUCAUAAAUUAACACACCAAAAAGAUAAACCACAUAAAUGUUUACAAUGUCCAAAAAGUUUUGCCACACCCGGUGAUCUACGAUGUCAUUCACAUGUUCAUAAUGGUACAUGGCCAUUUCGAUGUACAGAAUGUUUACGUGGAUUUUCUAAACAGACAAAUUUGAAAAAUCAUAUGCUAAUUCAUAGUGGACGAAAACCAUUUGAAUGUCGAAAAUGUGAUAAAAAAUUUUCAUUAGCAUGUAAUUUAAGAUCACACAUGCGAACACAUCAUGAUGAAAAUACAUUGGACAAUCUCAUUUCAUCAAUACCUUGUAAUACAAUCGAAGAAAUGGAUAUGGACAUUGAUGAUGAAGAAAUAAACAUUGAUGAUGAUGGUAUAUUAUAA
Molecule: messenger RNA, 999 nt
Organism: Didymodactylos carnosus
Lineage: Eukaryota; Metazoa; Rotifera; Eurotatoria; Philodinida; Philodinidae
Source: the annotation of a GenBank genome assembly